Wallemia ichthyophaga EXF-994 is the source of this 1155-nucleotide messenger RNA. RefSeq lists its product as uncharacterized. The record is from RefSeq and is a predicted model, not a curated record. Bases 1 to 1155 code for a protein of 384 amino acids. NCBI's taxonomy places the organism in Eukaryota, Fungi, Basidiomycota, Wallemiomycetes, Wallemiales, Wallemiaceae. The transcript has 3 exons.
AUGCCUGCAUCAAGGAUGAGAGUUGACCCAGCGACUGGAUUAAGCACAGCGAAGCGUACAUGGAUACCAAGACUGUAUUGUGCACUCAAGACACAGCACUCAGGGAUUGAUUUCUGCUGCUCAGGCAACUGCAUAGUGAUAAACAGAACGCAAUUCAUCGAGUAUCUCAAAGAUAUCCAGCCAGUAAACAGCAAGAGCGGACAAACAAGCGAUAGGUGGGACGCGUGGCAGAGGAGUGCAGCCAACUACUCGCUUAAGACAGAAUCAGAGUGUACAUGCAACCCCAAUAAUCCAAUCAGAAGUUUUAGUGAUCUGUUCGUAUACAGCCACCCAGAUAUUAGGAGAGGAUACCUGCCACACCCUUCGCUUAUCCACAAGAAAGUGCCCAAGAAGCAACAGCAACAGCAGCAGCAAUUACAGCGUGGUGCUUCCACAGAGAGAAAGAAGAGAUCUUACUCAGAGGCAGAUACUAAGACUGCUUUUACCCGCACACACCUUCCAAAGAGCGUUAGUGCGGUGGAGCACAGUCGCCGAAAGAGCACUGGUGUGAUCACACAGCAGCAACAACAACAACAACAACAACAACAGAAACAACAACAGCAAGAUCAACAGCAACAUCAAUUUCACCCACAAUACUACGGAUAUCCAACACCAAACUACUCACAAUACUCCUCACCGAUCGAAUUCGAAGCGCUACUCCCUGCACCACAGCAGCAGCAGUUCGACGAUUGGCUUGUGAGCGAUUUGAGUAUGGGGAUUGAUGGCUCAUUACUCAACGAUUACAAUUUGGGCGGUGUUGUAGAGAACUCAAUGGAGAAUUCAAAUGGGAUUGCUCACAACUCAGCUUCAAACUCACUCGGAUUAUUGCCAACCAACAUGCAAAUGCCCGCUAACAUGGGUAUGUCUUCAAGCAUCGAAAUGGGACCUCACAGCGGAAGCUUGACGCCUUUGUCUGACCCGGUCACGCCAACAAUGACACCUACGAUGACGCCAUCAUCCAACUACAUGGCGUCACUGUCACCUACGACUACAUCACCAUACAAGGCGAGCGAUGGCACAAUGCAAGCUGCAAACGCGAUGCAACAGCUGCUCUACGACGAUGGAUACGUCUACCCCAAGAGCGAGCCUCAAUUCAAUUACAAUGUAUACUAUUGA